AUGCAUUUUCACAACAGAGACUCCUCCUUUCACUCGACAGAUACCGCCCAGAAUUCGCCGGAUUCGGCGUCCUAUCACGAAAAUGAUAAACCUCCAUCAUCGCCAUCUGUCGAGCUCGUUCCAGGUCAAAAGGGUCGACUAGCUGGUGGGAAGUAUCUCCAACCUUCCACCUCCCACCAUGAACACUUCACAACCCUUGAUUUCGACUUUCCUUUAACUGGCACCAAAGCGAUAGUCCAAGGUGGUAAGCAAUAUAUCUUGAUUGACUACACCUUUGGAGACAAAGAGAAUCCAUUCAAUUGGAGCCCUUGGAAGAAGGCAUUAGUCUCAGGCCUCCUUUGUUUGAUGACCCUUUUCAUCGGCCUAGCGACUACUGCCUACAGCUCUGGUAUCACCCGAAUGUGUGCAGAUCUCGGCGUCUCCUUGGAGCUCGGGCAAAUGGGUCUGUUCACCUUCAAUAUGACCUGCGCCUUGGCACCAUUGUUCCUAGCACCUUUUUGCGAACUUGCUGGGCGACGCAUUGUCUACGCGGGUGCAUACGUGGGGUUCUCGAUUAUGUUUAUUGGCCUUGCACUAGGCAAGAAUAUCGCAACUAUUCUCGUAUGCCGAGCGCUGCUAGGUCUAUUCGGUUGUGUAGGGACUAUUCUUGUCGGAGGUACCUUUGGCGACAUGUACCACCCCGAGGAUCGAGCUAUCCCUAUGGCCUCGUUCUCGUAUGUCGCAAUUCUCGGUACCGUUGCUGCUCCAAUCUACGCCGGCUUCAUCGACGAGACAAUUGGCUGGCGUUGGAUUGAAGGAAUCCAAGGUCUAGCGAAUGUCCCUCUUAUGCUCAUCAUCGUAUUCUUCUUUCCUGAGACUCGGGGCAGCAUGAUGCUUUCUAAAAGGGCCAAGAUUCUACGUUCAAAGACGGGUGAUCAACGCUAUGUCGCUCUGAACGACCUCGAAGCACCUAAUUUGAAGCGUAUGCUAUACAACUCUUCCGUAAAAGCAGUAAAAAUGCUUAUUACGGAACCUGUUGUUUUCUUCUUCGGUCUUUGGAUUAGCUUUGCUUGGUUCUUGACCUUUCUCUUCUUAUCGGUGAUCCCUAUAACCUAUGAAGAAAAGAAAGGCUGGAGCGAGGGCGUUGCCGGCCUCCCAUACAUCGCGCUCUGCAUCGGCACGACCCUCGGCUUCAUGAUGCAUUUCCUCCAAAUUCACAAAUACAACACAGUCCAUAAAGACAAGACCGAUGAAGAAAUGCGUCCGGAAGCCAGACUUUACGGUGUCAUGUUUGGAGCCGUCGCGCUUCCAAUCGGCCUGUUUAUCUACUCCUUCACACAAUACGCAUAUGUACAUUGGAUCGGGCCUAUGAUCGGGCUUGGUCUGAUUACAUUUGGAAUUUUCUUCAUCUUCGAGUCGUGCUAUAGCUUCACGUCGGAUUGCUACGGUGAAACUUCCUCUUCGGCGAUCGCUGGACAGGGAUUCAUGAGGAAUACGCUCGGCGCCGUGUCGCCUCUAUUUGCUUCCCAGUUCUUUCAUAAUGUUCGCAGCCAAUAUGCAGGCCUGAUUCUGUCGAUCAUAGCCGCUUUCUUGACUGCGAUCCCUUAUGUGUUGUUUGUUUAUGGUCCGGCAAUUCGAUCCCGAUCUAAGCUGGCGAGUGUGCCUCAGCGUCGGCCUAGCUCCGGUCUUUGA
Penicillium roqueforti is the source of this 1671-nucleotide messenger RNA. RefSeq lists its product as uncharacterized. The record is from RefSeq and is a predicted model, not a curated record. Gene Ontology annotation, molecular function: transmembrane transporter activity. Lineage: Eukaryota; Fungi; Ascomycota; Eurotiomycetes; Eurotiales; Aspergillaceae. Gene Ontology annotation, biological process: transmembrane transport. Bases 1 to 1671 code for a protein of 556 amino acids. The transcript has a single exon.